Messenger RNA from Lathyrus oleraceus (garden pea), 1426 nucleotides. RefSeq lists its product as uncharacterized. The record is from RefSeq and is a predicted model, not a curated record. The transcript has 3 exons. Gene Ontology annotation, molecular function: zinc ion binding. NCBI's taxonomy places the organism in Eukaryota, Viridiplantae, Streptophyta, Magnoliopsida, Fabales, Fabaceae. Bases 1 to 1371 code for a protein of 456 amino acids.
AUGGAGGACAUUGGUCAGGAUAGAAGAUAUGUAUUUAUCUCUGAUCAACAGAAGGGACUUGUGGCUGUAUUUGAAGAAUUGUCUGAUACUAUUGAGCAUAGAUUAUGUCUUAGGCACUUGUAUGCUAAUUUCAAGAAAAGGUUUGGUGGAGGAGCCCUUAUUAGAGAUUUAAUGAUGGGAGCUGCUAAAGCCACAUACUAUCAGGCAUGGGUCCAAAAGAUGAAUGAAUUGAAGAAUGCAGAUCCCAAUGCUUGGACUUGGUUGAUGGUUGUUCCUACCAAAAGCUGGUGUAAGCAUGCCUUUUCUUUUUACCCUAAAUGUGAUACAUUGAUGAAUAAUAUCUCAGAGUCUUUUAAUGCUACCAUUCUAGCUGCUAGGGACAAACCUAUACUCACAAUGUGUGAGUGGAUAAGAAAAUAUCUGAUGAAUAGGUUAUCCACCUCUGCAAGUAAACUAGAAAAUUGGCCACAUAAGGUGAUGCCAAUACCUAGGAGAAGGUUAGAUAAUGAGGUGUUCAAUAGUGGUCAUUGGUUGCCAACAUGGUCAAUUGCUGAGACUUUUCAGGUUACACAUAGUUACAACACACAUGAAUUUAUUGUUGACAUUGCUAAAAGGUCAUGUAGUUGUAAUUUUUGGGAAUUAGUAGGAAUUCCAUGUAGGCAUGCUGUAGCUGCUCUGAGUUAUAGAAAGCAAAACCCUGAUGAAUUUGUUGAUGCUUGUUACACAAGAGAAAAGUUUGCACUAUGUUAUGGAUUUUCAGUAAGUCCAAUCAAUGGUCAAGAUAUGUGGCCAGAAGUUGAGAUGGAACCACCUCUACCACCUGCAUAUAAAAAUGGUCCUGGUAGACCUAAGAAGAUUAGGAUAAGAGAAAGUGGAGAGGAUGGUGCAAGGAAGAGAAGAUCUGGUGUUGCAUAUAAGUGCACCAAAUGUGAUAAUUUUGGUCACAAUGCUAUGACUUGUAAGGCUACCACUCAGGAUCCCAAUGCACUUAAAAGAAAGAGAAAACCUAAAAAAGGACAUGUGCCAACUGCAACUGAUAUGCCAACUGCAAAUGAUAUGCCAACUGCAUCUGAUAUGCCUGCCCCAACUGCAACUGAUAUGACUGUUCCAACAAAUGUGCCUGUUCCAACUGAUCCACAGCCUCCAACUGAUAUGCCUGUUCCAACUAUUAUGAGUCAAACAGGAUCUAGUGUGGCUGCCUCAAUCACAAAACAAUCCAGAAAAAGGGUUGAAAAAAAACCUAUCAUCAAAAGAAGGCAAAGUGAGAGGAUCAAGUUGAGUUGGUUUAAAAGACCCAUAACAGGUGAAGGAAUAUCUAGUGACAAACCAAUUACCCUACCAGAAAAUGAAGACAUACCCACUUCAAAAUGAGGGACUGAUUAUUAUGUUUCUGCUAUGUAUUUUGUAAUCCUUUUGGAAAACUCUU